This is a messenger RNA of Spinacia oleracea (spinach), 1237 nucleotides long. RefSeq lists its product as uncharacterized. Gene Ontology annotation, biological process: siderophore biosynthetic process. The record is from RefSeq and is a predicted model, not a curated record. The coding region runs from base 38 to 1048 and encodes 336 amino acids. Gene Ontology annotation, molecular function: 2,3-dihydro-2,3-dihydroxybenzoate dehydrogenase activity. The transcript is spliced from 10 exons. Lineage: Eukaryota; Viridiplantae; Streptophyta; Magnoliopsida; Caryophyllales; Amaranthaceae.
CAUUUUAGUUAAACUCAUCAAUUGAAAAUAAAAUAAAAUGAUAAAAAUUCAAAUUCAUAUUUCUGUUAGAGAUUGCAUCAUGUUUCUUCUCAAGGCAUGGAGAACAACAGCUUUUGGUGUUUAUGGGUACCUAAAUUUUACCAAGGCUGGGUUCAUGGAACAUUCAAACAAGUUUAAAGUAGAAGAUAUGCAAGGAAGAUUGGAUGGAAAGAAUUGUAUGGUUAGUGGAGCAAAUACCGGCAUUGGAUUUGCAACUGCUCAGGACCUCGCUUCAAGAGGGGCAUCUGUCUACUUGCUGUGCCGUAGUAAGGAGAGGGGAGAAGCUGCUCUUUCCAAAAUUCAAACUAAAACUGGAAAUCAGAAUGUUUACCUGGAGGUAUGCGACCUGUCAUCUGUUAGUGACAUCAAGUCGUUAAGUGCAAAAUUUUCUUCCAAGGGUGCCCCUCUUCAUCUUUUGGUCAAUAAUGCUGGCAUUCUUGAGGCUAACCGCGUCACAACUUCUGAAGGUUUCGAGCUGAAUUUUUCUGUAAACAUAUUGGGCACUUAUGCCUUGACAGAGUCAAUGUUGCCCUUAUUAGAAAAGGCUGCACCUGAUGCACGAGUAAUUACAGUUUCUUCUGGUGGCAUGUACACUUCUCCUUUAACAAAAGAUUUGCAGUUCAGUGAGGAAAACUUUGACGGGGUGGCGCAGUAUGCUCGAAACAAGCGAGUUCAGGUUGCAUUAACAGAAAAAUGGGCUGAAAAGUACAAGGAUAAGGAUAUUGGAUUCUACACAAUGCAUCCAGGCUGGGUUGAGACGCUUGGAGUUGCAAAAAGUUUGCCAGAUUUUUCCGAAAGGUUUUCUGGGAAAUUUCGAACAUGGGAUGAAGGUGCAGAUACCAUAAUAUGGUUGGCUUUACGACCCAAAGAUAAAUUGAUCUCUGGUGGAUUCUACUUUGACAGAGCUGAAGCACCUAAGCAUUUGCCAUUUGCUGCUACUGCUGGAUCUCAUUCUAUAAUUGAUUCCAUCGUUGAGAACCUUCGCUCCAUGUCCGGGGUUCCAUCAUAAGACCAAAUUACUUGGUUUUUAUUACAUGUAUAAACAAAAGUUGUAUGUAAAAUACAAACAUCUCUUUUUUGUUGGGUUAAUUGUACGCUUGGUCUCUUUAGGUUCGUGGUUUAACCAACAACAUCCAUGUGAAGUUUCCUUUCUGUAAUUCUCCCUUUAUAGUUUAUACAUCUAAGUCUUUAAUUACCA